Fusarium redolens is the source of this 2557-nucleotide messenger RNA. RefSeq lists its product as uncharacterized. Bases 409 to 2403 code for a protein of 664 amino acids. NCBI's taxonomy places the organism in Eukaryota, Fungi, Ascomycota, Sordariomycetes, Hypocreales, Nectriaceae. The transcript is spliced from 6 exons. The record is from RefSeq and is a predicted model, not a curated record.
CAACUCGUUCCGUACCUUCUCCUACCCUAGGCCGUCAACAUCGUCAAAUCACGGACGCGACCGACGUCUGACUGAAAUGAGUAAUCAGCCAAUCAUGCACUCAAACAGACCAAGAUACAAAUGCACACCACGAUCUUCGCCGACCAAAUUCGAAAUAUCGCGGAGGAAAAGGUCCUUAAUUACGCUACUUCUUGGCCGUGGAUGAUGCGCUUGUAGUGGUUGCUGUCGUGUCGAAUGGGUAAAUAUGACGCCGUGAUGCGCGACGCGGCGGAAUUGCAGUCCCUGACAUCAUGCACUAAGAAUCUUGGCUAUCCGGGGCCAAGACUAUUUGUAUGAGCUUAUUUCCAGUUUUCGUAUUUACUGCGGAAAUGAUAUAUUUGUUUCUUAUUGAGCAAGAAUUCCUGCAAUAUGGAUCAAAAUGCACAGCAAACGAGGCAUAUUGCUGCCAAUCUUGAGCACGGUGCUGAUGGCAGCACGACCCUUCAUACGAGUGUUCAACAUGAGACUUUGCAUCAUGAUGCAGUCGAGAAAGUGCACGAGGCCCAUGAUGUUACCGCCAAUUCAGCAGAAGUUCAAGAUGUUGGCUGGGAUGAUGAUCAGAUACGACCCGAGGACUAUGCUAUCGACGGCAUAAAGAACGAAGAUAUCUGGCUUCUCGUCCGAAGGUUCAAUAAACGCGUUUUCCAUCUCAAAUAUGCCCCAGAUCACCCAGAUGAUGAGUUGGAUUUCAACGUUGCUGAGGAGGAGCAAUUCUCUCCAAACAAACUGCGUGCACAGCUCGAGAGACUUUAUAUGGGGGCUAUACUUGGCUUUAUCAUGUUUAGACAACACCUCUCGAGACUCCAGUCCUGGAGGGAACCAAGACGAACAUCAUGUUUUUGUCUAGUUUAUCUCGCUGCGUGGUAUUUCAACUUCCUUAUGCCAACACUGUUGACAGGUUUGAUGGCCAUCCUGCUCUCUCCCAGAAUUCGAAAUACCUUAUUCCCGCCUUGCCCACCUGCGCUAGUCCAUUAUCAAGGCGGCCAUUUGAUAAAGCCGCCCGCGGGUAUUCUAGGAACGGUCGAUACAGCUACAGGCGCUCCAGAGAGCCUCAAGGGUGAAACCCUGGAGAGAGAAGCCAGCAACUUUGCAACAGGCAUUGUGGCUCUGUCCAUCAAUACCUUCGUCGACAAAGAUCCUCAGCACGAUGAGUCACAAAGAGGAGGUGGAAAGACUGUUAAUCUUCCGGAUCCAAGAUCGUUAGCGACUAGGAUAGCGACUGCGAAGGAUAAAGCAGCUGGAAUCGAGAAACCGUCUUGGGACAAGAGCAAAUCGCCUAUGCAGGAGCUUAUGUGGAGUCAGAUGAGACCCUUGAUGCAUUGGGUAUGUCGCUUCUGCGAUAUGUGGGAAAGGAGUGCAAAUCUCCUUGAUCCAACUGCACCUUUUCCGAGAGAUACUGCCCGCUAUCGAAUCGUGCAACUACUUCUCCCGAUUAUUAUACUAUCAACUUUCACGCCCUGUUACAUAUUCUAUAGAAUUGUUACCUUGGGUAUUGGGGUUGGGUUCUUUGGUAGCAUCUUCUUGAGAAACUCUUAUGGUUGGCUAAAGCAUACUGUGGAAAGAAUUGUGUUCCGGGGAAUACCGACGGAUUCCCAAUUGACUAUAGCCCUUUUACGACAUGGUGAACGAAACAAGGCCCCUCUGCCACCACCUCCCGAACCAAAAGGUCCACCUCUUGACGAACCUCACGUUCUUGAUGACGAUGUCCUCAGUGCAUCUAAUGGCGACCGUCCAGUGGGAGCGUCACAUGAAAAGAUUCAAAAAGCUGUUCAGGAAUCCCCUGGAGUCGUCCGAGAUACCGGCGGUGAUGACCAUGAGUACCCUGACCAUGAGACCGGUGGGAAAAGACGCGGCAAGCUCUUAGGCAUCGUCAAACCUGUUGCUCAUGCAGCAGCAAAGACUGUCAUAGGUGUUAACAAAAUCCGAGCAAAGACUGGAACACUAUCUGCUAAGAACCGUGUUGGAGCGGCAUCGACAAGGGAAAAGCCGUCAAUUGCCGGACCGGUCGAGUUCACAUGUCGCUGGCAGGGAGAAAAGGGGUAUGUGUAUAUCACAUCCGAUACUUCAUCCCCUUGUCUGUGUUUUUCUAGAAGAUCUACGGGAGAUUCGGAUGGUUCUGACUAUCAUGAGGUUCACCCUACAUGGACAAUCCCUGUCAAGGACAUCACUACACUGAACAAGUAUUCCGGGUAUGGGGCCAAAGCGAAACUUCUUGCUGGAUGGGCGUUGGAAGCUGAGAUUAUGGAUGGCUUGGAGAUAGUUGAUAGUGGAGGGAAGUCUACGUUGACCACAGCAAUGGCUCGUAGAGAUCAGCUAUUCAAUCGGCUUUGUGCUAUUGGUGAUCAGAAAUGGGAAAUCUGGUAGCCUACCUCAUCAAGCUGAAUUCGAAAGAAACAUUGCCAUCCGCGCCCGCUUGGCAUUUUUAAGCGAACGCCGAUUGAUGUUUCUCAGCCUUGUCAAUUGACUUGGCGGAUUUCCAGUCCAACACAGCCACGUGAGGCAGAUUUGCGAACCACUC